Sceloporus undulatus (fence lizard) is the source of this 7811-nucleotide messenger RNA. RefSeq names its product polypeptide N-acetylgalactosaminyltransferase 13 (gene GALNT13). Gene Ontology annotation, cellular component: Golgi apparatus. The record is from RefSeq and is a predicted model, not a curated record. Bases 382 to 2052 code for a protein of 556 amino acids. NCBI's taxonomy places the organism in Eukaryota, Metazoa, Chordata, Lepidosauria, Squamata, Phrynosomatidae. The transcript is spliced from 12 exons.
GCGCGCGCCCUCUCCCUCCCCGGCUGAAGGAGGAGGGGGACUCUGGCGGGGGAAGGCGAGGGGGAGAGAUGGAGAAGAAGCCGCCUUUGACGGCGGGGGGCUGCCCCUGGGAAGCCUGACCCUCCUCCUCCUGCUGCUGCUGCUGCUGCUUUAAACGGAGGCUUUGGUGGAGAGCCCUGUGGGUGUUGCAGCUGAGGCGACGCCGUGCCAAGAAAGGAGCCCUUUGCGAAGCUGCUUCUGCUGCGAGGGUUCUUCUUGUUUUGAUUUUCUCCGCAGUGGGAUGUUCUCAUCUUUGUGUCCAUGCUGGUGCCACUGGAUUGGAUCCAUCAUCAAAACAACACCUGCCUUUAGUACAGUGUGUAACUAAAAACUAACUAAAGAAUGAGGAGAUUUGUCUACUGCAAGGUGGUUCUUGCCACCUCCCUGAUGUGGGUGCUGGUGGAUGUGUUUCUGCUCUUGUACUUCAGUGAAUGUAACAAAUGUGAUGACAAGAAAGAGAGGUCCCUGCUACCAGCUCUAAGGGCUGUUAUGUCAAGAAGCCAAGAAGGACCUGGAGAGAUGGGGAAGGCAGUCGUCAUACCCAAGGAUGAUCAGGAAAAAAUGAAAGAGCUGUUUAAAAUCAACCAGUUUAACCUUAUGGCCAGUGAUAUGAUUGCGCUGAACAGAAGUUUGCCGGAUGUAAGACUAGAGGGAUGCAAGACAAAAGUCUACCCUGAUGAACUACCAAACACAAGUGUGGUCAUAGUAUUUCAUAAUGAAGCCUGGAGCACUUUGCUUCGUACUAUUUACAGCGUUAUAAAUCGUUCUCCACACUAUCUACUUUCUGAGAUUAUCUUGGUAGAUGAUGCCAGUGAAAGAGAUUUUCUGAAGGUCCCAUUAGAGAAUUAUGUGAAAACUUUGCAAGUGCCAGUAAAAAUUAUUAGGAUGGAACAGCGGUCGGGACUGAUUCGAGCUCGGCUUCGAGGAGCAGCGGCUUCCAAAGGACAAGUCAUCACUUUCCUGGAUGCACACUGUGAAUGCACUUUGGGUUGGCUGGAACCCCUGUUGGCAAGGAUAAAGGAAGACAGGAAAAUUGUUGUUUGCCCCAUUAUUGAUGUGAUCAGCGAUGACACUUUUGAAUAUAUGGCUGGCUCAGACAUGACUUAUGGAGGAUUUAACUGGAAACUUAACUUUCGUUGGUAUCCUGUUCCUCAGAGAGAAAUGGACAGAAGGAAAGGAGACAGAACAUUGCCUGUGAGGACCCCUACUAUGGCUGGUGGCCUAUUUUCUAUUGACAGAAACUACUUUGAAGAGAUAGGAACUUACGAUGCAGGAAUGGAUAUCUGGGGUGGAGAAAAUCUUGAAAUGUCUUUUAGGAUCUGGCAAUGUGGAGGCUCACUUGAGAUUGUAACAUGUUCACAUGUUGGCCACGUUUUUCGAAAGGCUACCCCUUAUACCUUUCCUGGUGGUACUGGUCAUGUAAUUAAUAAGAACAAUAGACGACUUGCAGAGGUAUGGAUGGAUGAAUUUAAAGACUUCUUCUACAUAAUAUCCCCAGGAGUUGUCAAAGUGGACUAUGGAGAUGUAUCAGUCAGAAAAGCACUUAGAGAGAACCUGAAAUGUAAACCAUUUUCAUGGUAUCUAGAAAAUGUCUAUCCGGAUUCCCAGAUUCCACGACGAUAUUUCUCCCUUGGAGAGAUCAGAAAUGUUGAAACAAACCAAUGCUUGGAUAACAUGGGACGCAAAGAAAAUGAAAAAGUGGGCAUAUUCAACUGCCAUGGCAUGGGAGGAAACCAGGUAUUUUCAUACACUGCUGACAAAGAGAUUCGUACAGAUGAUUUAUGCUUGGAUGUCUCCAGGCUCAAUGGCCCUGUGAUCAUGUUGAAGUGCCACCACAUGAGAGGAAAUCAACUUUGGGAAUAUGAUGCUGAGCGGCUUACCUUGAGACAUGUGAACAGCAACCAGUGUCUUGAUGAACCGUCUGAGGAUGACAAAAUGGUUCCUACCAUGAAAGAUUGCAGCGAAAGCCGAUCUCAGCAGUGGCUCCUCCGUAACAUGACCUUGGUUGCCUAAAGCCAAGAGGGAAGGAGAGACUUGCUGUGUUUCUUCAGGCCUUGUAAGAUUCUAGACCAUUUAUACGUCACUCAUUUAGAUCAGAUAAAAGGAUAUACAUUCCUUUCUCUUGUUGAUGAAGUGAAAGGUUUUGAAUGCUUGGUUAAAAGCCUACUUGUUGGAAGAACAUUUUUUUUAAUUGCUUAAAAGCAUGUUUGCACUUUUUCCCCCUCAAACUUUUUUCCUCAUUCAGCUGAACACAUGAGCGCUUUAUAUACCAUGACAUACACUGUUACCAGGACAUAUUCAAAAGAAGAUCAGACUCACAAAAAACAUUGAAAGGCUGAACUCCAAGAUCUUAGGGUGGGAUAGUGGGCUAACUGUUGGUUGUCAUGUAAUGUUGCUUGAAAGUGACAAUGUUAAAUGCCUUAUGAAAUUCACUUGCGUUGUGAAAGAUUAUAUCAUUUGUUUCAUUAAGAUGAUGUGUGUGUACUGGUCCUUCAUGGCAACAAAGGAAGAAUUAGGUUUUUUAAUCAGACAUAACCAGCAUAUAGGAGAGGAUUUCUUGAUGGUAAUUUUUCUGUACAUAACAGAUGUUUUUCAUGUAUAGUAGCAGGGGAAAAAAGUCAUUCCUGAUUUUUUUUAUUCUUUGUAAAAUCAAUACUUAAUGAAGGAUAUGCUGGCAGAUGGGAUGUAAAACUAAAAUAGCAGCAAAAAAUCACAUCAUGAAAUGGAAUUGAUAUUGUCCAGAAAUAACAUGUACUCCUGGCAAAGUAUAAGCCAUUGUGAAAAAUAGUAAUGCCAGUCUACUUCUCUUGAAUCUCUUGAAAACAUGGCAUGUUUACACUGGACACUUCAGUUCAAGUUGAACCUUGUUAUAUUAACUAGUCCCAUCCCUUAAUGAUUGUAACAAUUCUUCUUUAAUAUCAUUUUUAUUAUUGUUGACAUAUGCAGCAGAUAACAAUACCUGAAGAUCCUGCCCAAAAAUGUCUACCCUUCAAUCCUUAUUAAGUCUUCAAAUAUUAUGAAGUUAAACAGAUGUGCAAGUAUGAAAGUUUUACUUGUGACAGCAGUGCAUUAAUUAAAACCAUGGUAUAAUAAACUGAUAGCUUUGAAAGCCAUGUUUACCUAGAAGGCUUGGUAGAAAUAUAAAUAAUGAACAGGAUGUUCUUUGAAAAGAAAACCAAUUAUAUGGCAUAACUUUAUGCCUUUUUUCAUUGUAAGAGCAAUCUGGUUGUGACUUUGGAAUCUGCAGUAGUUUCCAUGUUGGUCUGUCACAAGUGAUAUUAGAUCUAGAAAUGCAUAAACGAUGCAUUACUUCAGCUACAUUUACAUAUGGUUUAUCUAAUAAUGCUACAUGUCACACUGAGCUAGCCAAAGUGAUUCGUACUCAGCUGAAUGGUAUCAAUCUAUCAUGGUGUAGAGGAGUGUUUGUCUGGGCCUGUUUCUUUCUCACUAAAACACAAGGCUUUAGACCUUGGGAGAAGAUCACAUAUAGACUCUUCCUAUGGAUGAAACCUGCCAAGUUGUUUUGCCCUUUAGUAAUAUUAUCUGUCUGGAAUAUUCACAUGCCUAUUGCCCAGUCUCAUUCAUUCGCUCACCAUUACAAUAUACUAGGAUAGUAAAAGAUACAGAGUGACAAGCUAAGUGUUACAGCUUAGUGGAGUGAAAGGCAAAACAUCUGUCUCCAUAAGCAGGCCAAUAAUCAGUAGGAAACAGAUGAGUUGGAGGCAGAAGACAUAGGAGAUUAUCGCACCUGAAAAUCCCACCAGGAUAGAUGCGGGUCAAAAGUCAAAAACAGGUGUUAUUGCAUGUAGCCAAGGCCAAGCGAGUGCAAUGUGUCUGCAGUCCAGACCCCAGCUGCACUUAUCCAGCAGCUUUUCCAAAAUGGCCAGCUCCAGUUUUUGAAAAGCAGCUGAUAAGUACAGUGGGAGACCAGGCUGCAGACAAGUCGUACUCGCCCAUGCUCAGCUGCAUGCAAUAACACCUGUUUUUUUUUUUUACUUUUCAAAUCUGAAUCUAUCCUGGCGGGAUUUGCAGGUGCAAUAAUCUCCACAGUCUGAGAAGGGCUUGUGGCCAGAUAUUCUUAAGAUACAGAGGGGGGGGGGAGACAAAAGAGAUGAGGGGUUGCUAGUCAGAGUGAAUGAGGUAAAGCAUGGCAGGAAUUUCUCUUUUACCUGAUCUCACAAACAAGAUGCCCAAAUGAAAGAUCCUAGUUUAGUAGCAGUCUCACAGGACCAGUGGCAUCCUAAUUGGUAGUGCACGGUACCUAAAUUUUCAAACUGACUAGUUACGAUUUUUCCACUUGGCACUCACAGGGAGAUAUUGGCAGCAGUAAGGUUGAGAAAACCUUUAUGUUUACCUUUUUAAGGUUCAGAUAAACUAAUCCUAUUCCCAUAGAAAACAUUUUCUGGAAUUUGGAAAAAGAAUAAUGCCUUUGCUAAGGGCUUUGCAUAUUUUCGGGGAGGGAACCUGAUUUGGAUUAAGAGAUAGCAUUGAUGGGGAUAACCUUUUAGUAGGUCUCUAUAAUUCUUGUAUUAAUAUUUGGAGAAGUGCCAAUGUUUUCCUCUAAAAGACAAAAAUCUCACAAGACGAGGUGUGAGAUUAUCUCUGUACCUUUAGAGUUGUCCAUCAGGUCUCUUCAUUUUAAGUUGGUCAUAUGUUUGACUAUCAAUCUUGCUAGAGUAGUUUUGCUCUGCUUCUGCCUUUGCAACAAGCUGCAGUGGAGUUGAAAUCUGGCAUAGGUAAGCAACGGUCAAAUAGGAGAUCUAGUAGAUGUAGUCACAGAAGGUUUGAUACAAGAUGAAGCAUGGCAAGCAGAGUCAUUACUGAUAUUCAGUGUAGAAAGUUGCUCAGACUUAGGGUUUGAUUUGGAUAGAUUAUUUUAGGGCACUUCUUUUAGCUCCUGAGGGCAGUUUUUCAUAAUAUGGGGUCUGCUUUCAGAACCUUGGCUGUUGGUUGGGACCAGACCAGUGAUGGCAAAGCAUUGAUAGCACAUGAGAGGCAGUAAUGUGUUGGAGGCUGGCUCCUGAAGGUCCAUUCCACCAACGUGUAUGCCAACACUAACAAUAUUUACAUCACUAAGGCCUCUUGCAAAUGGAUGACAGAUAUCUAGAGAGUUAGACCUGUGACCUACUCAGAAGAUAGAGAAAACAUUGCCACAAAAUAGUGUACUCUAAUACUAUUCUGUUCAAUAAUGAAUUUAGAAAGCCCCUAGUAGAAAGGCAGCAAUGGAGCUUUGCAUCAUUCUUAUUAGGUUGUCCUCACUGAAGAUUACUCAAAACAAUGAAUCUCACCAUAGUCCAGCAGGAAUUGGAUUCCCCCCUCUGCCCACAUUUGUAAUUUUUAUAUUCUUGCUGGGCCAAAGAGCUGUUUCCACUCUUUAACUCAGCCACCAUGUCUGGUUGCUUCUGCUCUGCACCCAGCUUAGCAUCCUGGAAAAUUUAUUCCUUCACCUCUCAAGUAAAGGUGUGGAAACUGAGUAGGAUUAGCCCAGCAGCACUCAACUUUCUACUCACACGAGUGUGUAGAAAGGGAUGUCACCACUGAGCAGGAGCUAUAGUUGAACUUUAGAAAUGUAAAUGGUUAACAUUUUAAAACAGAUGAAAAGGCUAGUUCGCAGAUUAAAAUAGCCCAUGGCUAUGCCAAUCCAGUUUCCCUCUUUGUCUGUACUAUACCCAAAGCCUCAGGGGGGAAAGCUAUACUGGGGGACAAAACUCCAGACACCAUUUUUGCUUAACUGCUGACACCACAGACAUCAUGUGUCUGAACUCAAGCUUUCUAGUAUUCCUUGUGCACCAUUCUCAAAGGCUCAAGUGUAGAAUACAAAAAUAAUUAUUUGUCAAACAGGAAUUGAACCUACCAUCACAGAUUGAUUAUUCAGUGUAUUCAAAUCUCAUUCUCACACACUCAUCUCCUAGUUAACUCUGAUCCUGAACCUAACUGAUUUCUACUUCUGACCUGACUAUCUUCCCCAAAUAACUCUCAUGAAACUCAUGGUCCCUGUAUGAAGAGGUCUGUGCUCACUUGAACAUGAGCAGAAUCACUUGUAUGAUCAGAAGCUUUGACAAAACAGGAUUUCUAGUCAAGUGGAGACUUCUGCAUUCAAACUAACAUGAGCAGUACACUUCUGCAAAUUUUGCUAUUCAACAUGGGGAAGUGGGCCUGAUACGCACAAAGACUUUGGAGGACAGCUGGUAUGCUCAACCCCAUCUCUCAUACUCAUGUUAGUCUUUUCUGGAGAUGGAGAGCAUGCAGCCUACAUCCACAAUGCCAGCAUAGUUGAUGGUGCGGAAUGCUGGAAGUCUAACAAUAUGUAGAGGGCUAUACAUUCUCUGUCCGUGGCCCACCUGGGUAAGGUAUUGUGCUUUUGAGCCAGUGCUAAUGAAUUCACUUUAUCUUCAAGAGUAUUUCUGGACUCUUGAGACCCAAAUACUGUAUUUUUAUCUAGCUUGUAAACAAGUUAAAUAAUGUUUUGAGAUUAGUACUGUACUGCUAAGCAACAUGGUCUAGGGUUUUUUCUUUUACUUGAAAGUAAUGAAGAUCAUAUCUGAUCAUAUAAAUUUUAGUUGCAUCUCAUUUGUGGAUGCUAAAUACAGUCUCAGAUGAGGCAAAUAAUGGUGAACAUGCUUAUGUGUAAAGCUACAUAUUAGGAUGUAAUGGUUUGUAGCAAGGGUGCAUAAAAUAUGCCCCCCAGGUGUUCUUGAACUACAAAUUCCAUUAGCCAUAGCCAGAAGUCUCAACAGUGAGGAACAGUGGAAGUUGUCAGCCAACAACAUUUGGAAGACAACAUAAUUCAUAUCCCUGGUCUAGAGGCUGAAUCUGAAAUAGAAUUCUAUAAUGUCGCUGUCUUCUAAGUCCUUCUGCAUCACAAUAAACUGGAAAAUUUUAACACGUUUGUAUUUUCAACAGGACAUCCAAAUUGUUAAUCAUUGUGGUAGCAAUGACGUGUAAAUUCCAAAUGUAUUUGACUAACCAUCAUACACGUUCUCUUGUAUUUCAAUGUAUGGAAUAGAUUUUUUAAAAAACAGUCUGCUGCUAUUACUGUAUGAACACAUCUGGUGAGAUUACACCACAUCUAAACUGCCGCUCAGUAUAAGCUACUGUUUGAUUUCAAGGUGUUGAAUGAACGCCAGCAAUGUGUUUUGAAUUAGCUUAUGUGAAUUAUUAGUGUAAAAAUGUAUUUCAGACAUGCACAUAUGCUUCUGAAAUCCCAUUUUCAUUGUUGCAGGUACACUGAAGUCCAUUUUCUCUAUCAAAUAGCAGAUUUUUGGAUAAGUACAUUACUUCGCAAAUAGGGCCCCUUCUCAACAUCACUGUUAUUUCUUCAUUUGAGCCAUAAUAUGUAUUACAGGGUGGCAAAUCCAGGUUUGCCUCAAGUAUACUCGCACAGGGAGUAACUGCUAAUCCUAGCCUCCUGAUGGGUAUACUUGGAUGAUGUGCAUGUUCAUAUUUCACAUGCCCACAGGUUUAGGUGUAGAUAUAAAAUAUCUUAAGUGUAUGCCUAAAAGAUAUAUAAGGUGGUCCUUUAAAUUACAGUUGUGGACUUGACAGUGUAUUGUAUUUCCCAUGUUAUACUGAGAGCCUUUACUCAAGGAAUUGCUCAAAUCUUCCUAAAGUCAGUGCCUGGGACACAAAUACAGUUAUUACAUUUUAACAGUGGGCUGCAGAUCAAGAUUUACACCAUUUCUGAUGUUGUAACAGUUAAUAAAUGUUAAAUCUGCUGUAAAUUUUAAAUAUUUAUACAUUUUGUAGAAAUAAAAUAUGCCAGUUUAGUUUUA